Nymphaea colorata (pocket water lily) is the source of this 638-nucleotide messenger RNA. RefSeq lists its product as uncharacterized. The coding region runs from base 40 to 552 and encodes 170 amino acids. The transcript is spliced from 2 exons. Lineage: Eukaryota; Viridiplantae; Streptophyta; Magnoliopsida; Nymphaeales; Nymphaeaceae. Gene Ontology annotation, molecular function: nucleic acid binding; zinc ion binding. The record is from RefSeq and is a predicted model, not a curated record.
AAUUUCUAUCAAGAUCGUGAGAAAGUGUAUCAAUUUUUGAUGAGACUCAAUGAAUCGUAUGGCAACAUUAGAAGCCAGAUUCUUGCCAAAGAUCCAUUACCCAAUAUUAACAAGGUUUACUCCCUUGUGCUGCAAGAGGAAACUCGGCGACUACUAGUUCCACAACUCUUAAGUUCUGAAAAUACUGCGUUAGCAGUAAACUCACUACCUUCUUUUAACAAAAACUUUCAGCCAAGAGGACAGCAGUACACUAGGAACAGGCCACGUCCAAAAUGUGACCAUUGUGGACAACUUGGGCAUAUCCAAGCACGCUGUUAUGCAUUACAUGGCUACCCGCCUAACCAUCCAAAAUCUAAAGCUUCACCUGAAAUGGCUAAAGGCGGACACACUCAAAAUGGAUCCUCGGCAAAUGUCACUACUGCUGCAACAGUUCUCUCCCAAUUGACUGAAGAUCAACUCAGCAAAUUAACGGCAUGGCUUAGUGCUGAUGAUAAACCUGCUGCCGCAAACGUCGCAGGACCGUUUGUCGAAGAGGCUGAUUGGAGUGGGUAGCUUAUGUGGCGGAUUGUACCAUCUACGAUUACCGGCCAGUUCUCAUGCUCUUUCCGUUUCUUCUCUUAAUAAAUCUCUUGUUUGGC